UUAGAAGAGGGAAGGCAAGGAAUGAAACGUAAGAAAGAAAGAUGAAGAUGGUGAUGAUGAGGAAUUUGGCGAGGAAGGUGGCGGGGGUGAGCAGCUGGAAUGUGAAAGGCAGUGGCAGCAGGGGGUGGGUGGUCGGAGUGAGGCAUGUGCAGGUAGGCGGCGAGAGCGGGGAAGCAGCCGGAGGAGCCAUCACGACGAUGGAAGAAGUAGGCAAGGCAUCAUCAGAAGUGCAGCAAGAGAAGGCAUACUCCUCCUCCUCCUCCUCCUCCUCCUCACGGGAAUUGGAUGCCGCCGACCACAACAAACCUCGACCAUCUCCUCGCUUUGUGAAGCAAAAUGCUGAGCGCGUCAAGGCCUCCAUGAACACCAAGAACACCAACUGAAUCCCAUAUUUAUCUUCCUCUUCAUACUUCGUUCUAUUGUACCUAUCUGACUUUAGGAUCCUAUGAGCCCCCUCCCUCUUCCUCUCUUUA
This is a messenger RNA of Neltuma alba, 473 nucleotides long. RefSeq lists its product as uncharacterized. Bases 42 to 383 code for a protein of 113 amino acids. Lineage: Eukaryota; Viridiplantae; Streptophyta; Magnoliopsida; Fabales; Fabaceae. The record is from RefSeq and is a predicted model, not a curated record. The transcript is spliced from 2 exons.